CAAAUGUGCAAUACCAAGAUGUCCUCCCUUACGGAUGCUUCUUCUGUCACCGCUUCGGAGCAAGAGGCGCUGGUUAAACCAAAGCCACUAUUGUUGAAGUUGUUAAAGUUAGCUGGUGCAGAGAAGGACACUUUUACUAUGAAGGAGGUAAUAUUCUAUCUUGGACAAUAUAUUAUGUCUAAACAAUUAUAUGAUGAAAAACAGCAACAUAUUGUACACUGUGCAAAUGAUCUCCUGGGGGAUUUAUUUGGAGUAACAAGCUUUUCAGUAAAAGAACACAGGAGACUAUAUUCAAUGAUUUCCAGAAAUCUGAUAGCAAUCAAUCAACAAGACUCUGCCCCACCUGAGGAUGAUGCCAGAUUUCACCUUGAAGAAGAAAAUGUUAUAAAGGAAUCUAUGCAAGAGUUAGAAGAGAAGCAGACAUCAUCAAACGUGACUUCCCGACCAACUACAUCUUCUAGGAGGAGAACACACAGUGAAUCUGAAGAAAAUUCUUCAGAUGAUCUGCAUAGUGACAGAAGAAAACGACACAAGUCAGACAGCAUUUCUUUGACGUUUGAUGAAAGUCUCUCAUGGUGUGUAGUCAGUGGUCUGUGCCGUGAAAGAAGUAAUAGCAGCGAUUCAACAGAUUCUCUUUCCAUUCCUGAUCUUGAUGCCAGUUCAUUAAGUGAAAACUCUGAUUGGUUUGACCACAGUUCUGUUUCAGACCAGUUCAGUGUAGAGUUUGAAGUUGAGUCUAUUUAUUCAGAAGAUUAUAGCCAUAAUGAAGAAGGACAGGAGCUCACAGAUGAAGAUGAUGAGGUAUAUCAGCUGACUAUUUACCAGGAUGAAGAUAGUGAUGCUGAUUCAUUCGAUGAAGAUCCAGAGAUUUCUCUAGCUGAUUAUUGGAAGUGUCCUGAAUGUAGCGAAAUGAAUCCUCCACUACCACGACAUUGCCACAGAUGCUGGGCCCUUCGUGAGGACUGGCUUCCAGAUGAAAAGAGUGAUAAAUUGGAGAAGAGCAAGUCAGAAACUUCCUUCCCCCUAGAGUCUGAAGAAGGUUUUGAUGUUCCUGACUGCAAGAAAGUGAAAAUCACUGAAGAUAAAGAACCGGCCAUGGAGGAGAAUGAGGAUAAAGCAGUACAAAUUUCCGAGUCCCAGGAAAGUGAAGAUUAUUCUCAGCCAUCGACAUCAAGCAGCAUGUUUUGCAGCAGUCAGGAGGACUAUAAGGAACCCGAGAAGAGAGAAAUGCAAGACAAAGAGGAAAGCCUGGAAUCCAGUCUGCCCGUUACCAGCAUAGAGCCCUGUGUCAUAUGUCAGAGCAGACCUAAAAAUGGCUGCAUAGUACAUGGCAAAACGGGACACCUCAUGUCGUGUUUUACAUGUGCAAGGAAACUUAAGAAGAGGAACAAACCCUGUCCAGUGUGCAGACAGCCCAUACAAAUGAUUGUACUAACUUAUUUUAGUUAGAUGGAUGUUGACUGGAAAGCUGCAAAAGGAACUUCAUAAACUGGUUAAGAGAGUAAGAAACUAUUUUUGUAUGCUUAUUGGAAAAUUAAUAUUUUGAAUCUCUUUACAUGUGGUAUGAAAAAUAAUCAUUGAAAGAAAUGCACUGCAGUUGUUCAGAGGUUAGCCUAAUAUCCAUGUCAACUUGAAGAUUUUAAAUCCCUCUCAAUAGAGUUAACCAAUUCCUGUAAACUACCUGCCUCUCCAGGUGUUUUAUGUUCCGUACAAGUUAGUGACAUUUGUUUUGUCAUAUUAAAUGCA
This is a messenger RNA of Charadrius vociferus (killdeer), 1746 nucleotides long. It is a transcript of the gene MDM2, whose product is annotated as MDM2 proto-oncogene, E3 ubiquitin protein ligase. Gene Ontology annotation, biological process: regulation of cell cycle; negative regulation of apoptotic process. NCBI's taxonomy places the organism in Eukaryota, Metazoa, Chordata, Aves, Charadriiformes, Charadriidae. The coding region runs from base 4 to 1449 and encodes 481 amino acids. The record is from RefSeq and is a predicted model, not a curated record. Gene Ontology annotation, molecular function: ubiquitin protein ligase activity; identical protein binding. Gene Ontology annotation, cellular component: nucleus. The transcript has 10 exons.